CAAAAUUUUCUAUGUCAAGCAUGGGUGACUAACGGCUUAGCUACAAAAACCUAAGUCCAAAAGUGCCUAGCCGUCUAGCUCGUCACUCCCCCGGGCUUCCCACGUGUCGGGUCUCACUACUUGAAAUGGUGGACAAGGAAAUCGUGAGAUAAAAUAUCUCAGUAAGUAAACAUGGGGGCCCAACAUCAAGGUUUAAAGCAUGCCAAAUAAUCGGUUUAAAACAUGAACAGAGCAUUUCAAGAACAAAGCGUUUCAAGAACGGAGCGUUUCAAUGACAAAUCAUUAAUGCAAAAUAAAAUCACGUAGUGGUCUCCUCUAUUAGUCAUGGCCAGUGUUAUAAACCUCCCACUGGCAGGCUACAGAAAUUACUAGUGUAUAAUCCCCACUAUUAGGUCCAUUAAUAAUGUUUUCUCACUAUUAAGUCCCUAACUCAACUUAUAUGCUCUAGGAAAUUUUGGGGUAUUACAUCCACCCCUCCUAAAAAGGAGUUUAGUCCCCUAAACUCAUACCUCAAUCUUGGAAGAGGUGCGGAUGUUCCUGCCUCAUCUUGGAUUCCAACUCCCAAGUAGCUUCUUCAACCAAAUGGUUGUCCCAGAGGACCUUAACAAAACGAAUGGUCCUUCUCCGCAUUACCCUCUCCUUGGAAUCUAAAAUGCGGAUCGGGUGCUCGUCAUAAGUGAGAUCCUCCCGGAGUUGAAUUGGUUCGGGAUUAAUGAUGUGAUUCUGGUCGGGAACAUGCUUCCGAAGUAAAGACACAUGAAACACAUCAUGAACACUCGCUAGAUUUCCAGGCAACUCCAAUUUAUAAGCUACCUCGCCAAUCCUUUCCAAGAUGGGAUAUGGUCCAAUAUACCUCGGACUCAAUU
This is a messenger RNA of Rubroshorea leprosula, 866 nucleotides long. NCBI's taxonomy places the organism in Eukaryota, Viridiplantae, Streptophyta, Magnoliopsida, Malvales, Dipterocarpaceae. The record is from the annotation of a GenBank genome assembly.